Messenger RNA from Strongylus vulgaris, 540 nucleotides. The record is from the annotation of a GenBank genome assembly. NCBI's taxonomy places the organism in Eukaryota, Metazoa, Nematoda, Chromadorea, Rhabditida, Strongylidae.
AUGGUACGAUGGACGGGAGUGUAUCAAUGCUUAAUGUUAUGGCCUGAAAAUCUUGCCAUGAUGUUUAAUUCGUUUUUCAACGAUAAGGCUUUCCCACCUGCAACAUCCAGAGCAAUUCGUCAUUCGGUUUAUCGUUGGCUAUUAUUAUCCUACAUCCUCGUGCUACGAGACAUGUCGAUUGCAGUAAAAAAGCAAUUUCCGACCUAUGAACAUUUUGUCAAAGCUCAGUUAUUAACAGAAGCUGAAGUGUAUUUAUUCGAAAAUGCUAACAUUGAGCCGGACUAUUGUCGCUACUGGAUACCAUUACUUUGGAUAUCCCAAACUGUGAAAAAAUAUUAUGUACCUCAGCAUUUAAAAGGAAAGGUAAAGCGUAAAAGUAUUAUGAAACAUACGCAUAUGGGUAUUUUCAUGAAAGAGAUGAUUCGGCUUCGAGGAAAUCUAGGAGAUCUUCUGUGUUACGAUUGGAUCCCGAUUCCACUAGCCAUUGUACAGGUAACAAAGAGGGCAAAUCGUGGAUUUGUGUUCAAUAAACCUAAUUGA